This is a messenger RNA of Arctia plantaginis, 1518 nucleotides long. Lineage: Eukaryota; Metazoa; Arthropoda; Insecta; Lepidoptera; Erebidae. The record is from the annotation of a GenBank genome assembly.
AUGAAAAAAUCUUUAAGGUCGAUCGCACGAUUACAUUGUAAAAAUAAUAUUGUGUUACAAAUUAGGAAUGCGUCUCAAGUUCUUCCCCAGUUUUCAUCGCUUAAAUACAAAAUAGAAAGAAAGAACUUCGGUGUUGUUGACUCUUCAGACGUUGGAUUUUUCAAAUCAAUACUCGAUGAACAACGGGUGUUAACUGAUGAAAAUGACAUAUUACCAUACAACAUUGAUUGGCUAAAAAGUUGCAGAGGUCAAUCCAAGCUGGUACUAAAACCAAAAACUACAAAGGAAGUAUCAAAAAUUUUAAAACAUUGCAAUGAGAGACGACUGGCGGUUUGUCCUCAAGGAGGAAAUACGGGGAUCGCUGGUGGUUCUGUGCCUGUUUUCGAUGAAAUUAUCUUGAACUUAGCUUUGAUGAAUAAAGUCAUUAAUUUAGAUGAUGUAUCAGGAUCUUUAGUCUGUGAAGCUGGAUGUGUGCUAGAAAACUUAGACAAUUACGUCCGUGAUCGAGGUCUCAUAAUGCCUCUAGAUCUAGGUGCUAAAGGAAUAUGUCAAAUUGGAGGUAAUGUCAGUACCAAUGCGGGAGGAUUGCGGCUUCUGCGUUACGGCAACUUACAUGGGUCCAUACUCGGAAUUGAGGCUGUCAAAGCUGACGGCACUGUCAUAGAUUGUCUAAAAUCUUUGAAAAAGGACAACACUGGGUAUCACUUGAAGCAUCUGUUUAUUGGAUCAGAAGGCACAUUGGGCUUAGUUACUAAAGUCGCAAUCCAUUGUCCUGUACAACCUAAUGCUAUUAAUUUGGGAUUUUUCGGUAUAAAGAACUUCGGUAAUAUACUGACACUGUACCAAAGAGCUAAAUCAAAUCUAGGCGAGAUCCUUUCAGUUUUUGAGAUGGCUGACUUCGAUUCUAUUAACUCGACUAUAAGAAACCUCAACUUGAGAAAUCCGAUCGCAGAUUAUCCAUUUUACGUAUUGAUGGAGACUCAUGGUAGUAAUGAAGCACACGACCAUGAGAAAUUAAUGAAAUUCCUUUCCAAUGAAUUAGAAACUGGACUCAUAUUAGAUGGCACUGUCACAUCAGAACCCGCCAAAAUACAAUCAAUUUUUAAAAUUCGGGAAGGAAUAGCGUCUGCUGGCUUUCAAGAAGGUUACGUGUUGAUAUACGAUGUGACUAUGCCACUAAAAAACUAUUACGAUCUUGUACCGAUGUUGAAGAAAAGGAUUGGUGAUAAAGCGCUUCAGGUUUAUGGUUUUGGACAUAUUGGAGAUGGAAACCUACAUAUCACUAUUGUCGUACCAGAAUAUAACAAGGAAGUAAUAUCCCUUAUAGAGCCAUAUGUCUUUGAAGAAGUGAGCAAAGUGAAUGGUUCUAUUAGCGCUGAACAUGGUAUAGGGAUUCGGAAACCUCAGUACAUCCACUACAGCAAGGAUCAGUCGGCGCUUCAACUAAUGAGGGACCUCAAGAAAUUAAUGGAUCCGAAUGGAAUAUUGAAUCCAUACAAAGUUUUACCCGAUUUAUAA